Molecule: messenger RNA, 1429 nt
Organism: Aspergillus homomorphus CBS 101889
Lineage: Eukaryota; Fungi; Ascomycota; Eurotiomycetes; Eurotiales; Aspergillaceae
Exons: 3
Coding region: 1-1200 (399 amino acids)
Source: RefSeq, a predicted model, not a curated record
AUGCCUUGGAGCCAGGCCAUUACUCGCGAGGGUUUCUCCUCCGAUCCAGCCGGCAAGAGAGCCGUAGAGAACUCCGACUUCGUACGCGGGCAAUUCCAGCAUUACGGCGUGACUUUUGACGAGCGUCAAUUCUCUGGCUGGCGGAUGCAAAACACCGUGCCUCCGCGUAUCUUGGAGCUGAAGGCGCAGCUGCACCGUGAAUGGCUCAAUGCCUGCACACCGGAACAGCUUGAUCCUGAGUUAAUCAUUGAAAAAUACUUUGGCAGCAAGCGACAGCCGGACUGCACUAUUACUACUACCGUUGUCGGGAUCCCGUUCCCGCCGUCUAGUCAAUUUCGGGCGGGUCAGAUGCGUGACGCGGCGAGCAAGGUGGUAGGGCUGCAUCAGGAGACAGGCAGCGGACCAAGUACACAGAUGGUCUUCAUGGGUUGGGAUAAGGAUGCGGUGGGAAGAGCAGCCAAGGGUCAUGCGGCGAAGGAGAAGCAGGAACUUCGAGCUGCCGAAGAGAAACGCGAGUAUGAGCGCGCACAGUUGCAUGCAAACUACUGUCGCCAGGCUCGGAAAGUGGUUUCACCGGUUGGGAGUUACAUCGUUGACAGUGCUGAGAUCGAAAGAGAAUGGCCGGACCUUGCGAAAGAUCUAUGUCUCGAUAUUCACGAGACCGAGAAGCCUGGCACUUUCGAGGCGGAGUUCGACUUCGGGGUUCUGGAAGGCGUGAUGAUUGUUUGUGCAGACCAGGCCGCCCUAGAACAGUACAGUUCUCGGGCAGACAGGGCCUAUGAAAAGUACUGGGCUGAUGAAGAAAAAGUGGAUGACAACGAUUACGAGAACAUUUCGGACCUGGAUGACGCAGAUGAAGAUAAAAGGCCCCGGGCAGGUUCCAAGCGAAAGGCCCCUGCUCCGCAACACAGAGGCGGGUCGAAGAAGCACAAAGCAGCUUCCGUCCUUGCAUACCGACUGAAGAUGAGAUCUUGCGAGACUGGCGAGAGUGAGAUCAACUACCACUCAGAGAAUGGAACUAUUGAAUUCAAAGAUGGGAGAUAUGCCAGCUUCGUGGCAAAAGCCAACAUGUGGUUUGUUGGUCGGGGAGUAAAGUUCACUGCGCGCAAGGUUUCUGAUACACCAUCUUCGCGCGGCAAGGAGUGGGCAAGCUACUCGGAGAGACAAUCUGAAACUGAAAGAGUGAACAGGUGGCAUUGAGCCUAGCUCUUACGAUCACUAUUUCCAAGCAUUGUACUGUACUAGAAGCGUUGAGAGCGUCGUCAGCGGUGCCUUCCAAGCCAAGGGCUGGCCUCCUAUCUCAAAACCGCCUCUACUACACAAUCUUGAUGGAUUCAUUCUAUAGAGGAGAGAUUAUUUCCUCAGUGCUUACUACCAAAUCGGGGCGAGUUUUAUUAUCACUUGUCUCUGGAUUCGGUGGAUCUCAUAU